UCAUUUUAGUAGGCUGUUCAAGUCUUAAUUGGUACAUGAUCACGGUCGAAAACAGAAAGGGAUUUCUUGAUAGCGCAUUCGGCUACUCAAUGAACAAGAGGGAGCAUUUAUAUUGAAACUUUAACGAUUAAUAUGACCUAUGCUGUUGUGUGUAGGCAAGAGCCGCGAGCUAAAAAGCAUUUCUGGCGUGUCGAAACAAGGGAAUGUGCUUGGAGUUGCUCAUAACGAAACUGAAAUUGUGAAGACGUAUAAGUUCCUUAGCAAGGACGCCGAUCAGUGUGGUUACAGCAAUCCACCCGAAGAGCUGAAGUCUACUGCUUGAAUGAGAUCAUGGCUUCAGUUGUCUACUGCUUGCUGUUGACUUGCUUGAUUUCUUCUUCCAAGUCUGUCGAAGAAUUUCUCUCUCUGGAUUGCCCUACUGAACACCAUGGAGUUUAUGGCCAGAGGUCACUGGUGAAGUGCAUAGCCAAAGCAAAUAUGGGGGAAAUUACCACUAUCAAACAUGUUACAUGGAAGAAAGGGGCUGAGAGAGUGCUGAUGGUCACUGCAGGAAAAUUGGAAAUGGAAAAAGAUGGCUUUCAAUUUGCUGAUCCAGACUGGAAGGUGAAUAUGAACACAAGCCUGUUGUUGACAAACACCAAGAUGUCUGACAUGGGAGAGUAUGAAUGCAUGGUGUGGACAGACGUCGGCCAUAAAACAGCCAAAACCCACCUCAGUGUCACAGCUAAAUAUCAAACCCCGACCAUGAACUCCAUCCAGGGGGAGAACAUCAAGGACAACACGGAUGUCACCCUGUUCUGUAACGCAACGGGGGGAGACCAAAUAGGUUCUAUUCAGUGGUUUGAUGAAUUUGGUACAAACUGGACGCCAAACUCCGAGCUGGUCGGCAGUAAGACCGAAAAUGGAUUGUUCAACCUCUCCAGUCGUUUGGUUUUGAAGGACCCUUCAUCUAAUUACACAUGUUUGGUGUUCAACGCCAGAGGUGUUCAGGAAGGAAAGGCCAGUCUCAGUCUACAGUUAAUGAGUAUGAGUGGCAGAGAUGAUCAGACCUCGGGAGACCUUCACGCCAGAUACGUAGCUCCGCUCGUGAUCAUUGGAUCACUGAUCGUCGGACUGCUGGUUACAGUCCUGAUAUGUAGAAGACGCUCUAGGAAGGCUCGACGGCCCUCCGCAGCACCUUUAAUGAGUGACGGACACCAUCCAGUGACAACAGAAGAAUAUGUUGACCCUUAGGCUCCAGGUACUGACAAUUUGUCAUGUUUACCAUGUACUCUCUCUGUACUCUUACAUCUCUCUCUUUAUGUGUUUGGGAGGGGGAAGUGGGCAUAUGUAUAUGCACACUUAGUUUGCAUAGCUUGAAAUAAAGGUGCUAAUGGCAUUAAAUAUACAUGUAGACCAGUUAGGCUCUACCACUAGGUCAGUGAGGGGAAGUGGCUUACAACAAACCAGCAUCAUUUAUUUCUCAAACCACACAAACAUCUCUAAAACAAAUUGUUCAUGCUCCCUUUAGUGAGCUGCAAUCUACAAGAAGGCACUCUCUAUAGAAUUCAUGAUUAUUAUUUUUUUUCGGUGCGCUAAAUGCAAGAUGCAGGUUUCUGUAAAAAGAAAAGCAACAUAAUGGUAGCCAUACAUUUUGAGUCACACCUUUUUCUAAGUACCUUGACUUACUGUAUAUUAUUAAAUCCUGGAGUCCUUGUAUAAUGUCAUGAUUGCAUGUACUAAUUCUUAUACAUGUGGCUGUAAAUGGGUAUCAUCAUCAUGGUGAUUGAUUUAGUGGACCAUGUUUUGUUAAUUCUGAGCAUGGUCCACAUGCUAAUUUGAAAAAGGAAACAAUAUCUUUCUCACUCUCUCUCUCUCUCUCUCUCUCUGUCUCUGUCUCUGUCUCUGUCUCUGUCUCUGUCUCUGUCUCUCUGUCUCUCUCAAAAGUGUCUCACAAAAGUAUCUACUUUCAUGUUGCACUGUAAAGUCAGUCGUUGUAAUCAUAACUUCUGUACCACUGUGAUCUUUGUAGCUGCAAACAUUAUGUAUAGGAAUGUUAUACUGGCUGAACAUGAUGCUCUUUCACUUCUGUCAGUUUAAGAGGAAACUGCGGCUGAGAAUAUAUGUAAAUGUACACUGUUAUCGAUCUGUUGUGUCUGUGUUUUGUACCGUACAUGUGUGAUUGUUUAUACUAUGAUUUUGGAUGCACUGUAUUUCCACUUUUUACACUGUAUUUCAUUUGCCCUUGUCUUCCCUUUGUACUUUUCAUUGAUAAUUAUAUGUGAAAUAAUUGUGUCUUUACUACAUUGUCAGUAGGCCUAAAUCAGGUGUAGUGGACAUAACAAUGCAAUUGCAGCUAAUCAGCUAGUGUAUUAAGAAAGCUUUACCCCUCCAGCUAAAACCCUAACACCAUGACAUAAUAAGUGAAGACUUAUGCCAGUGAAGUAGAAGUCUUUUCAUACUUCAUACCGAGGCUAAAUACCAAAAACAGCAGCAAAACUGUCCAGUAGGUGGCGACCUCCCCAUGGUUCUUAAUCAACAGGAGUCAAAACUUGGAGUAACCCAAAUUUUUGUUUUAAUAUUUGCAAACAAUAAUCUGAUGGCAUUUCAUUGCUUAUAAAUUCAUGUUUUUAGACAUUGUAAACGUAAUUGUUUUACAAAGCGUGACUGCAAAGAAUUACUUAAUAAAAAAUAUAUAAAUAUAUCCCUUGAAUAGUCAUUCAGAAAUAAUUUGAUUAUUUCUACAUGUUGUAAUUUUACUAAAAGGUUCUAAACUUAUUUCACCAGACAUUGUAAUACCUCCUGAUCCUUCAAGACUUCAUUCUGUUCUUGAUGAGGUUCACCUUUCUACUGUUGAACCGUUAGCAAAGGGUAUACAUACAAAUGUAUGUAAAUAUUAUAAACUCGCAUAAGGCACUCAUCACAUGUCAAGUGAAUUAGUCAGAGAUACAGAAUGAGAAUUGACAGUAUUGUUACUUGACCUGCUUUCUGGUUCAUCUUCUCUUCCACUCUACAUUAUAUUGCUUUCUUAUCUUUAUCUUAACACAACUUGACAGGAUCUCCUUACACAGUCUGACAGAGUGAGCAACGUUGUUAGACUUUAUUUCUCAAAGACUAAACCUUUACCACAAUAAUAUAAAGCAUUAUGAUAGGAAUUUCAGUACUAGACUCAACUCAGUUAUCUUGAACCAAACUAUUAUCUUUCUGUUUUUAAUUUGAACUUGAACUUUUCAUUGAAACCAAAUCUCCCAUUUAAAAUGCAUAGCCUACCUUGAUCACGUUGUCUGAUUUCAUAUUUACUUUGCAUUUCUUUUUGUAAAUAUUAGUUUAAAACCAUUUGGUAAAAAAAUAAAAUCUGAUUAUUGCAAUUGAACAAUUACAUUAUAAUUUUCCUUGAUUUACAAUAAAGCAAAAUCAAGUAGGUGCUCCGUUAAAUUGACACUUGAUGAAUCUGCAUUAAUAAAGUAUAUUCAUACAUACAUAUGGCCACACCCAGCUACAGUGACCAUGUCUGUCUUUCCUUUAAAUGCCAGAGUCAGUCCACAGCCACACAGACUGUAGAGAAAUGGCCAUGUCACUGCAGUGGUGUCUUCUGUUGCUCUGUGUCUCUGUCAGCGCUGGUCAGUAUUAUCUUUCUACCAACUGUCUUUCAUAUGUGUCUAUGGAGCCUAUUACAGGUUGCUGGAUUGGUCAAAGCUGUGUGGAUAAUCAAGCCUUUUCAGUAAUAUUGAAUGGUAAUGGCUUGCUCAAAAGGAUGGAAUGCAUUAUGUGUUCAUGAAAAACUAUUUAGGACAAUGUGUAAUUACUUCAUCCAAUGGUACAUAUAAUAAUAAUAAUAAUUUUGUAUAACAUAGUAGUAUAUGUGAUACCAACAAAUAUUUAAUAAAACGUUUAUAACCUUUGCUAGCAAUAAUGUAUCUGGCGUAUAUCAGUCAAACAACAGAAAAUCAUGCAGAGCAGACAAUGUUAAAAACUCAAACUUGGAAACCAAAGGAUGAACAAUGACUGCAGUACACAUAAUUCACACAGCAUGACACGAAACGGCUCCUCAUUCCUCAUACAACCCUGACAGAGCCGCAGGGGCUGUACCUGUACUAUGGCAUGCACAAGACGGUGGAAGUGUUGUACUAUCACCACUCCAGCAACCUUUCCCCUAGGCUGGAAUACAGCCACCGAGUGGAGGCGAAUGGAACCCUGAACAAACUGACCAUCACCAUCAGCGAUGUCAAAAUGGAAGACGCCGGGGCCUACUUCUGCACCUUCCAGAAAUUCAACAGACAGACGUCAGAGGUGGAAGACUUCAAAGGCAUUGGCUCCACUAUCCUUGUGGUUGACAGAAUGAGAUCAUGGCUUCAGUUGUCUACUGCUUGCUGUUGACUUGCUUGAUUUCUUCUUCCAAGUCUGUCGAAGAAUUUCUCUCUCUGGAUUGCCCUACUGAACACCAUGGAGUUUAUGGCCAGAGGUCACUGGUGAAGUGCAUAGCCAAAGCAAAUCUGGGGGAAAUUACCACUAUCAAACAUGUUACAUGGAAGAAAGGGGCUGAGAUAGUGCUGAUGGUCACUACAGGAAAAUUGGAAAUGGAAAAAGAUGGCUUUCAAUUUGCUGAUCCAGACUGGAAGGUGAAUGUGAACACGAGCCUGUUGUUGACAAACACCAAGAUGUCUGACAUGGGAGAGUAUGAAUGCAUGGUGUGGACAGACGUCGGCCAUAAAACAGCCAAAACCAACCUCAGUGUCACAGAUAAAUAUCAAACCCCGACCAUAAACUCCAUCCAGGGGGAGAACAUCAAGGACAACACGGAUGUCACCCUGUUCUGUAACGCAACGGGGGGAGACCAAAUAGGUUCUAUUCAGUGGUUUGAUGAAUUUGGUACAAACUGGACGCCAAACUCCGAGCUGGUCAGCAGUAAGACCGAAAAUGGAUUGUUCAACCUCUCCAGUCGUUUGGUUUUGAAGGACCCUUCAUCUAAUUACACAUGUUUGGUGUUCAACGCCAGAGGUGUUCAGGAAGGAAAGGCCAGUCUCAGUCUACAGUUAAUGAGUAUGAGUGGCAGAGAUGAUCAGACCUCGGGAGACCUUCACGCCAGAUACGUAGCUCCGCUCGUGAUCAUUGGAUCACUGAUCGUCGGACUGCUGGUUACAGUCCUGUUAUGUAGAAGACGCUCUAGGAGUAUUCUGCACUCACUGAGGUACCCUCACUGUGGUACACUCACUGUGGUACACUCACUGUUGACUUCCCCCUCACUGCAGGACCAAGGGUGUUGAUGCUCAAAGUCGAGGAUGUGCCCUCUGCUCUGCAUCUGUCCAGUCCCACUGUCAGGUCCUCGUCGCUGACAAUCACCGACGCUGACAAUCACCAAUCAACAUAUUUUCAGAUCUUCUCCAUCCUUUGCGGUCUUGUUGUCCUGCUGUGGGCCAUCACCCUCAUUCUUUGUCUUGGACGACAGUGGAAGGGGUUUGUCCGCAGCAUUGGAUGCCCCACCCAGACGGUUUGCCCUGAUUCGGUGUACAUGGACAUGAGAAGCAAACUCCUUCAGAGGCCAGCCCACUCGCCCCCUGUGCCUGAAACCACCCAGCAUAUCAGUGAGAAACUCGAACACGGCCACUAAAAAUGUCCUUAAGGGCAAGUGGCCUACGUGAGCGUGUGCGAGUGUGUGUGUGCAAUUGUGUACAUUCAUCAUGAGCCGACGUAAAACUGGGGUCUUCCACUUUGCGCCACACAAUCCUUCUCCUUCACCUCAAGCUUUAGCACCAUAAAGAGUAGAUCCUGAUGUGGCUAUGAAACUUUCUGUGAAAUCUACUGUUAUCCAAUAGAAUGGAUGAUUGUUCAAUGUUUUGGCUUAACAUAUUCUUGGUUGAUAAGAUGCUUUUAAGAUGCAUUAUUAGUGCCUUGUUCUACUGUUUGUAAGCUUGGUUGAUUGUUCCAGAAGUUCCAGAUGUGUUUUGUUACUGUCUCUGGUCAAUAAAGUUUUCAUCAUAAAGUUAAAUUGUCUAAAUAUUUUAUUCACCCCCAAUUACCAAAAUAAGCACCAAUAAUUCUGACUCUAUUUGUAUCUCAGUAUACUUGGAAGUUGCACUCUACUACAGUGAUUGCAUUUCCAUUUGAUUAAUUUAGCAAAUGAUUUUAUCCAAAGCAGCACACAAACAGUGCAUAAAGCAGAUAAUUAACAUCCCCAGAAGUGCACAAUUAGCAGUAUUUCAGUAGUCAGUGCCAAGGAACUGUUUGUAUUUGACCAGACACAGUGCAUGAAUAUCAUCGCAACUACAUUUAAACGAUUCUAUAAGGACAGUGCAGCACACAAACACCCACAGUGCAAAAACAAUUAGUAGGUGCAGAAUGUAUUUGCAAGAAUCUCAGACACAACUGUUUCAACUGUCAUAGCAGUGUCAGAUUUAGGUAUCCACGCUUGCUUGCUCACUUCCAUAUCUGUAUUUAUGUGUUUGGGAGGGGGAAGUGGGCAUAUGUAUAUGCACACUUAGUUUGCAUAGCUUGAAAUAAAGGUGCUAAUGGCAUUAAAUAUACAUGUAGACCAGUUAGGCUCUACCACUAGGUCAGUGAGGGGAAGUGGCUUACAACAAACCAGCAUCAUUUAUUUCUCAAACCACACAAACAUCUCUAAAACAAAUUGUUCAUGCUCCCUUUAGUGAGCUGCAAUCUACAAGAAGGCACUCUCUAUAGAAUUCAUGAUUAUUAUUUUUUUUCGGUGCGCUAAAUGCAAGAUGCAGGUUUCUGUAAAAAGAAAAGCAACAUAAUGGUAGCCAUACAUUUUGAGUCACACCUUUUUCUAAGUACCUUGACUUACUGUAUAUUAUUAAAUCCUGGAGUCCUUGUAUAAUGUCAUGAUUGCAUGUACUAAUUCUUAUACAUGUGGACGUAAAUGGGUAUCAUCAUCAUGGUGAUUGAUUUAGUGGACCAUGUUUUGUUAAUUCUGAGCAUGGUCCACAUGCUAAUUUGAAAAAGGAAACAAUAUCUUUCUCACUCUCUCUCUCUCUUUCUCUCUCUCUCUCUCUCUCUCUCUCUCUCUCUCUCCCUCUCUCUCUCUC
Molecule: messenger RNA, 7022 nt
Organism: Osmerus eperlanus (European smelt)
Lineage: Eukaryota; Metazoa; Chordata; Actinopteri; Osmeriformes; Osmeridae
Product: jupiter microtubule associated homolog 1-like
Exons: 12
Coding region: 4326-5243 (305 amino acids)
Biological process (GO): T cell receptor signaling pathway; regulation of cytokine production
Cellular component (GO): external side of plasma membrane; nucleus
Molecular function (GO): signaling receptor binding
Source: RefSeq, a predicted model, not a curated record